Molecule: messenger RNA, 2108 nt
Organism: Rhodamnia argentea
Lineage: Eukaryota; Viridiplantae; Streptophyta; Magnoliopsida; Myrtales; Myrtaceae
Product: cyclin-A2-3
Exons: 12
Coding region: 220-1677 (485 amino acids)
Biological process (GO): regulation of cyclin-dependent protein serine/threonine kinase activity; mitotic cell cycle phase transition
Cellular component (GO): cyclin-dependent protein kinase holoenzyme complex; cytoplasm; nucleus
Molecular function (GO): cyclin-dependent protein serine/threonine kinase regulator activity
Source: RefSeq, a predicted model, not a curated record
UCAAACAGAGCAACAUCCCGCUCUCGCUCCCACGGUCACCGACGCUGUCUAGAAAAGGCGAAGAAGAAGACACACCUUCAGUUCUCUCUCAUCGCCAUCCUUGCGCUGCUCUUGGGGCUUAGAAGACGAGGCGGGGAUUCCGCCACGCCCGCAAAAAUCAGACUUUUCUGCAUUCUGCAUCUAUCUUGAACCGGAGGCGCUUUCAUUUGGCUCAUAAACAUGAAAAAGGAAACUCUAGGGACUAGUACCGUCGGAGCUGUUAAUGGUCGAGUGACCCGUGCUCGAGGGGCUGCAAUACAUGCAUCUGAGGAAAUAAUUGUUUCAGAAUCAUUUAGGCAGUCUAAACAGCACGAUCAGAAUCAUGCUUCACAGGAGAAGCCAAAGAGAGCAAUUUCGGAUGGAAACGGCAGUGCUGCUAAAAAUGCAUUUGCAAAGCGAAGUAAGCAGACAGCCCUUCAAGACGUAACAAAUGUUUGCUGCAACAGCUUACAUAAAGACUGCUUCAAUGUGACGAAAAUAGUGGCUAGAAAUGGGAAAAAGGCGGGGAAUGCUCCAGUCAAGGUUUCCAAAGUGAUUAAAUCAGUUUCAGUGGAAGUCUUGAAGCCUCAGUCAGAUUUAAGCGCAAAGACUAUAACUGAAAUGGUGGCCAAGGAACCGAGUUCAGCAACAGUUCUGCAGACAAUCGAGCAGGAAGAAGAUGCAUCUUCAUGGUCAAGCAGUGCUGGAUGCACCAUAACCAAUUCUCAGCUUGAAAAAGAUUUUUCUGGAAUGUCUUCACAAAAUCAAGCAGAGAAAGAAAGCCUUCAAGAGAUAUCAACGAUCUCAGAGAAACCACAAGUUACCAAUAUUGAUUCUGAUCAAAAGGAUCCUCUGUUAUGCAGCCUUUAUGCCCCGGACAUUUACAGCAAUCUACGUGUUACAGAGCUUCUCAGGAGACCUUGUUGUAAUUUUAUGGACACUGUCCAGAAAGAUAUCACUCAGAGCAUGAGGGGGAUCUUGGUUGACUGGCUUGUGGAGGUAUCUGAGGAAUAUAAGUUGUACCCAGAUACUCUAUAUCUCGCCGUGUUUCUGAUUGACCGCUUUCUAUCUCAAAAUUACAUUGAAAGACGGAGACUUCAGCUACUUGGCAUCACUUGCAUGCUAAUCGCGUCGAAGUAUGAAGAAAUUUGUGCUCCGCGAGUCGAAGAUUUUUGCUUUAUCACAGACAAUACUUACACCAGAGAAGAGGUAUUGAAAAUGGAGGGCCAACUACUGAAGUAUUUUGGCUUCUGCAUUUUUGCGCCCACUGCGAAAACUUUCCUUAGGAGAUUCAUUCGAGCAGCGCAGGCAUUGUAUACGAGCCCUAGUCUGGAAUUGGAGUACUUGGCUGAUUACCUUGCAGAGCUGACAUUGGUUGAGUACGACUUCCUGAGUUUUCUUCCUUCUCUAGUUGCUGCAUCAGCUGUAUUUCUUGCUAGAUGGACACUGGAUGACUCACGCCACCCUUGGAAUCCGACGUUGGAAUUCUAUACAUCUUAUAAGGCCUCUGACCUGAAGACGACGGUAUCUGCAUUGCAAGGCCUGCAAUUGAAUGCAAAAGAAUGUCCACUAAGUGCUAUUCGUAUCAAGUAUCGGCAGCAGAAGUUCAAAUCAGUGGCGCUUCUGCCUUCCACCAAAACCCAUGAAGCGCUCUUCUGAAGAUGACAGUGCCGCUGACAAUGCUCUAAUCCUCGCUAAUAGCUGACGGCAACAUUUCCCCUGCACGUAUGAAGAUAUGUGAGGUUAUGACUAAUCCCAGAUUCGGCGCUUUCACCGACUUGUUCCAUACAGAUUUCUAGUACUUCCACGUCUGUUCAUACUACGUACAGACUGCUCGUCAUUGUUACUUUCAUUCUUUUUAGGAUGUACAUGUUCGGAUCCUGAGAUCUCGGGAUCCGUCACCCAAUUUCACAUAAUUGCUGAUAUUUUUUUUGUCGUUCUGACUUUAGUUAAUUAAAGUUAACCAUGAAAUGACGACGAGCUCAGUGGUACUACUACUGUAAACUAGCUGGAGAGGAUGUAUCUAGCUCAAUGUAAUCUUGAAGCAAAAAGCCUCCACUCUAUUGUACUCCUUUUAUAUCCAUUGCUCA